AUGGAAGCGAAGCUCCGCGCGUUGCAGGGGCAGGGGAGCGUGGCCACUCCUUCCCCGUCGCACGGCACUAACCGCAUUGCACCGUUUUCUUUUUUGGGUGGGUUUAAGGGGAGGCCGUCGCGAGGGCAGGACAGCGACAGCGACAGUGCGUUGCAGCAGCGGCUGGUCACGGGAUACGAUGAUGACGGCAUGAUAUGGAACUGCCCUAUAGCCUCGCACCCUUCGGGCGAGCUGUCAAUGGCGGCGGUAGAAGGCAACGUGGCGUGUGAGGACGUGGCGAGGGUGGACGCGAACGUGCUGGGAACGUUCGUGGGGAUAUUCGACGGGCAUGGGGGCGCGCAGUCCGCUCGGUUCAGCGGGGACCACCUGCUGCCCGACCUGCAAGGGCGACUGACUGACAGCACAUGUGCUGCCAGGCCAGCACUGCGUGAGCCUUCUCCUCUGCUCAUCUCACCUUCCCCUUUCCUCACUUCCCCUUUCUCCGCCGCCCCUGCCUCCCCCUUUUCCCUUCCUUUCUCCCUUCCGCCUGCCUCUCGCCUCGUUUCUUCCUUCUUCCCCAUGCCUCCCCCCAUCCCUCCCCCUAUUCCUUCCCCCCAAUCCUUCCCCCCAUUCCUUCCUGCGUCCGUCCCUCCCCUCACCCCUCCCCCCCAUCCCUCCGUCCAGGCGCGUUGGUGGAGGAGUAGCGCCAUUGACACCACAUGUGUGGCCAGCACUCACUCGGCGGCAGACAGCACAUGUGCUGCCACCACCGCUAGAGCCCUCUCCUCUGCUGCUGUCACAUUUCCUUACUGUUAUCUUUCUCUCUCCUUCCACCUACUCCCUUCUCCCUCCUCCUGCAUGUCAACCUGCCCCUCGCCUUGCUUCGUCUUUCUUUCCCAUCCCUCCCCUCAUCCCUCCCCCCAUCCCUCCCCCCAUCUCUCCCCUCAUCCCUCCCCCCAUCCCUCCCCCCAUCUCUCCCCUCAUCCCUCCCCAACACCACUCCAUCCAGGCGCGUUGGUGGACGAGUGCUGUGGCAGGGCGGCAGACAGCACAUGUGCUGCCACCACCGCUAGAGCCCUCUCCUCUGCUGCUGCUGCCGCUGCUGCUGCUCAUGCACAUGCAUCCGCCACCGCUGGUGGUGGUGGGGGCGAUGGUGGUGGAGGGACUGGUGGAGGAGGAGGAGAGAGUGGGAAGAGUGGAGAUGCGAAGGGGGAAACGGGAGGAGGAGGGGGGGGAGGGGAGGGGGUAGAAGGGAAGCAACAGCAACAGCAGCAGCUAAGCUCGGGCCAAAGCAAACCGGAUAAGCUGCUCCAUGUGCCCCCACACGUGCCCUCCCGCCUCCCCCAUCUCUCUCAAGACCAGCUCAUCUCAGCCGUCCAUCACAGCUUCAACCAGAUCGAAUCCAAAUUCCUGGAGAUCGUACGGUGCAAAUGGCGCCAGGUGCCGCAAUACGCAGCAGUAGGCACAUGCGCGCUAGUAGCAUUCAUCCCCCCACAGGGGUCGGUUCUAGUGGUGGCGUCGCUAGGGGAUUCGCGUGCGGUGGUGGGGGUGAGGAGAGGGGUGAUGGGGGUGGUACGGCCGCUGGUGGUUUCGACAGAACACAAUGCGAAUUCGGCGGAUGAGAGAGCAGCGGUGCAGCGGUUACAUCCUGAGGAUAAGGGAAUUGUGGUGCAGAGGAGUGGAGUGUGGCGCGUGAAAGGGAUUAUCCAGGUCACACGCUCUCUGGGAGACUUUUAUCUGAAGCACAACGAGUUUCAGCGCGACCCUCUCUACGCGCGCUUCCGCCUCGACCGCCCGCUGCGCCGCCCAGCUCUGCUGGCAGAGCCGGCAGUGGAGGUGCUGCAGCUGGCGCCGGCCCACCGCUUCCUCGUGAUGGCCACUGAUGGACUGUGGGAGCAUGUCAGCGAUAGUGAAGCGGUGAAGCUGGUUCACUCCAAGCCCCGAUCGGGAGUAGCACGGCAGCUAGUGCGGCUGGCAAUCACGCGUGCAGCACGCAAGCUCGGCCUCUCUCUCCCGGAGCUCAAAAUGCUGGAUCCCAAGCAGCGGCGCAUGGUACAUGAUGACAUCACCGUUGUCGUCCUCUUCCUCGACGCUCACCGGAGGGCGGACGGGGGGAAGCCAGGGGGAGGGAGAGCCGGUGCAGCUGCUGGCGCUGCUGCUGGUGCUGGUGCUGGUGCUGGCGGUGGUGGUGGUUCGAGUGAUGGAAGUGGGGGGUUCCUGGGAGUGGCAGGGGGAAUGACUCUUCGCAGCUAUGAAGAUGUUGACGUGCCCGCGUUCUCUCAACCAGGCCUUGAGAAGGGUUAG
Messenger RNA from Closterium sp. NIES-65, 2283 nucleotides. Lineage: Eukaryota; Viridiplantae; Streptophyta; Zygnematophyceae; Desmidiales; Closteriaceae. The record is from the annotation of a GenBank genome assembly.